AUGUGUACUAACUCAGUGGUGUUCAAAUCGUUUUCCCGAACCUCGCACCUGGCGCGAAACCUGUUUUCGUCGACAGGUAGCACGUACCACAACCAGCAGAACCAGCCCGGAUUCUUUGUGUCCACUUCUACGCUCCACAGACACAACUCGCAGCUAGUAUGUUACCCCCCAGGACCUUCCUACAACCCCAACAACGACGGACACAGUGCAGCCAACCUGCUGCCACCACACACUGCCUGUCUCUCGGCAGUAACCGUCAACCACAAUAAUGCAUCACAGCUGGUUAGUGACGAGGAGAGCUUAGGCGAGGACUCGCGACUUAACCUGCGACGACGUCAGACGCUCACCAAGCCCGCACCGGUCGUCUACAGACGUAUCCAGCCCGCGUCUUCGACCCCUCCCACGAAGGUGGUCACAGUGCAUUCUUCCGAACAGCUCACAAAACGACGACUGGCCACCAACGCCACUUCCUCCGACUACAACUCCCUGUAUGAGUCGCUUCGAUCGUUACAGGUGAGCGAAACGGUGGCCAAGAGCGUCACUCCUCCCUCUUCUCCUAGAAUCACACCCAUCGAAGACACUGUGGAUGUGGAUACUCUGGAGAUGCCCGAACUAAUGUCUGACAGCUCGUCCGUGGCGUCUGAGACUAGCGUCGACGUCAAGCCUCCAGUUCUACCCAUCAGACGACCUGGUGACGUCCAGUUCCUCCCGCCCAUUGGCAUCUCUUCUGUCGAUGAUUGUGCUAUUCUCGAUACCCCUCCUGCAUCCCCCCUUGCUAAGACAGCGGAGGCCGUUCUCACGCCAACCUCUGCUUCAGAGUCACGUCUCAAUACUCUAGAUGACUUCAACUCCGAGCUCGUGACGCUGUCGAAACAGGCCAAGUCCUCUGACUCUAUCGGGGGCGUCGAGCAAGCAGUCUCCGAUGUCCUGUCUCUAUACCAAGACCUGCUCACAAAGCACAAACCCACAGUCGACACAUACACACAGGUGAUUUUGUGUCUCACCACACAGGCCAUGAAGCUGGAAAAGUGGCUCAAGUCUCCCAAGUACACCCAGUCCAAGGAGACGCUGCAGGCAGUCGACACUGACAAGCAGCGGGCCCAACAGCUGUCCAAGGAGUUUGCUAUUCUGGCUGCCGAGAUCUUCUUUUCCUCAAACGCCGUAACCAUGCAGAAGUACUCCGCCGGUAUUUACGAGACUUUGCUCAAGUCUGGUAGCCACGUUCUGCCUUCUCAACACGUCAUCCAUGUUGUUGAGGCUCUUGAGCGUGUUGGCAUGACUCCCACUCUGUCCUGUUACAUGUCUCUGAUGGACCAUUUCUCCGCUCAUAAGGACUACGAGUCCAUGACUGCUGUCUACAACUCGUUCAAGGCCACCCUUGGCUCGUCUGUCUCGUCCAAUAACCUUGGCAAGAUAUACUCCAAGUUUGUUGUUGGAAUGUACCUGUGUGGCGAGUCUGCUGCUGCCCGAGAGUUUUGCGAGUCUGUCACUGGCGAUAACGAGCUUAUUCGAACAGUUUUCUCGGCUGCUGUGGAGGGCCUGGCUGCAACCGGUCAGGUGGAGGAAGCCUGGACCAUGGUGCAGCGGUUUCAGCUCGACAAUGGCGUUUCUGUCUCUAUCGAGGCUUCUUCAAAGCUUCUCUCGGCUGUUUCUCAAAAAGUUUACAACAUGACUCUGAAGAAGGGUAUGCUUUCUAUCGCUCAUGACGUUUAUCUCUACUGCGCUUCUCACAAGGGUUUCACCGGCCCUCCCACAUCCUCCUUCUACCAGUCGGCUGCUCGAUCCGAGUACAUUGACGUCAUGAUGAACUCUUGCAACCUCGAAGCUCUCAGCGAGGUGGCCGAGGAGCUAUACGUUACUGCUACUGCCCUGGAUGCUUCCACUCUGACCCGAUUUACUGCCUUCUUCGUGAACAUGCACCACACCAAGUUUGCUCUGCGAUUCCUGUGUUCCCAGCUUGAGGUUGCCCAAUUUUCCGAGACCGUUACCACCGAGGUUGUCAACACCAUUUUUGGCGUGGUGAUGCGAAAGGGCAAGGAGCUUGAUGCGCAAGAGCUCGCCUCUCUGGUGACCGCUUUCUCUCACAUUUCUAUUUCCGAGUCUUCGUUUGCCUCCCUAGUUUCUCUCCUUAACAUGUGCUGGUCUCGACCCUCGCCCAUAUCUUCUCUCCUCGAGAAGUCAGUGACACCUCUGAAGUGCCUGGAGCAGUUUGCCUGUCUGCACAUGCUGUGGAUCAAGACCGCUUCGAAGACCACCAACGUGACUGUUGUGGACGAGCUCAAGGCCCGAUUUGGAGCUAUCGUUGAUGCUCUGAUGAGCCAAUCGUGUGUGUUUAACCAGGUAUUUGUCUCUGACAUUGAGACCACCCUCAAUGUGCUCGGUAUGGAGACUGGUCUAUUUUCCAAGCGACAGGAGCAAAUUCAAGCUAAGGUUGAGGUUUCCGAGGCUAUCCCCACUCCUCCUGCCUCUCCUCCUUCUCUAGAGAUUGACCAGGUUCUUUCUCGAAAGGUCAUCGCCUUUGCUCGAUCCAAGGCUCCGUCCAUCCCCCAGGCUCUCAAGACUCUUGGCGAUGCUGUUGCUGCAGGCUCCGUUCUUUCUGUCGAGGCCUUCCUCUCCGUCAUUGAGGGUGCCUCUUCUAAGGACACAAUCAGGGGCGCUUAUGCCGCUGCAAUGGAUUCUGUGCCCCAUCCUUCCACUUCUGCUGCAGCCUGGCAGCACUGGAAGCCCAUCCACCGGGCAGUAAUUGUCUCUGGUGCUGCUGUUGACCGCCACUCUGCGUCUCAGGCUUACCAGAGUCUCAUCGCCAUGGGCUCUCAUCCUUGUGCCACAGGAUACGGACACCUGAUUCUGAACCGUGUCCCCCUUCCCACCAACACUCACGACGAGGCUCAGGACGCCGUGGCUCUGUUUGAGGAGGCCGUUUCCCACACUCAGCCCACCACCUUCCUGUUCAACAUCGUGCUGUCCAAGCUGUCCAAGGCGCGUCGAUUUGACUCUGCCAUGAACAUUUUCUCUGCCAUGGACAAGUUCCCUGCCAAGAAGACUUCCGUUACCUAUGGCACCAUGAUCAGUGCUUGCUGCCGUGCUGGUAACGUGGGUGACGCCGAGCGUCUGUUUGAGGAGAUGGAGCUGGACCCCAGCUACGUCGCUCGAGCCGCUCCCUACAACACCAUGAACCAGUACUACAUUCACACUGCCCGUGACGCUGCUGCCGCCAAGCGAACCUUUGCUCGAAUGCAAGAAAAGGGCGUGCAGCCUACCGCGCAUACUUUCAAGCUGCUGAUCGAUCUGCACACCUGUUGCAGCAUUAAUAUUGCUGCUGCCGACUCAGUGCUGCACAUGAUCGAGGCCUGUGGCCAGCAGGUGACCGAGCACCAUCUUUCCUCUCUGCUGUACGCCCGAGGCGUGAUCAUGCAAGAUUUCCCUGCCGCGAAGGCCUUCUACAAGAACAUCUGCACUUCCCGUGCUGUCCGUCCUGGAACUGCUAUCUUCCAGGCACUCAUUGAGUCCUACGUGGCCAACCAGCGGUGCCACGAGACUCCUGAGGUGUUGGAGCAGAUGUCGCGAUUUGGUGUCCCCCUUACCGCGUACAUGACCAACUCGUUAAUCCGAGGCUGGGCUGCUCAGGACUUUGGAAAGGCCCUUGGCCUGUUUGAUGCCGCCUACCGAAACGGCAAGGCUGAGCCUUCGUCAUACGAGGCAAUCAUUCGAGCCUGUAUCUACAAUGGUGAGCUGCAGACCGCCAGCAACAUUCUGGCAAUGAUGCAGGCCGCCUCGUACCCUCAGCCUGUGGUCGCCAAGGUGCAUGCUCUUCUGGAGCGUGUCGAGCAGGCGCAGGUUGACGGCUGGUCUUAUCUCAUGCACAAUACCUUCAAGUCGGAGACUAUUAGAAUCUAG
Messenger RNA from Yarrowia lipolytica CLIB122, 3897 nucleotides. RefSeq lists its product as uncharacterized. Gene Ontology annotation, molecular function: protein binding. The record is from RefSeq and is a predicted model, not a curated record. NCBI's taxonomy places the organism in Eukaryota, Fungi, Ascomycota, Dipodascomycetes, Dipodascales.